Molecule: messenger RNA, 1283 nt
Organism: Bolinopsis microptera
Lineage: Eukaryota; Metazoa; Ctenophora; Tentaculata; Lobata; Bolinopsidae
Product: transcriptional adapter 2-beta-like
Exons: 2
Coding region: 4-1206 (400 amino acids)
Biological process (GO): chromatin remodeling; regulation of transcription by RNA polymerase II
Cellular component (GO): nucleus; SAGA-type complex
Molecular function (GO): chromatin binding; zinc ion binding; transcription coactivator activity
Source: RefSeq, a predicted model, not a curated record
CAGAUGUCAGUAGAUGAGUUUGAAGAUAGAGAUGACAAGUGUGUAAACUGUCUGGAGAUCAACCCUCGAGAAGUGAAGAUCAAGUGCGAGGAAUGUCCGGAGGGCCUCAUACUUUGUUUAGAAUGUUUCAGUUGUGGUGUGGAGGUGGGACAGCACAAGAAACAUCACAGUUACAGCUUUUUUGAUCCCGGAAGUUUUCCUCUAUUUACCCCAGAUUGGUGUGCUGCUGAUGAGUUACAGCUCCUAGAUGCUCUGGAGGAAUAUGGUUAUGGUGAUUGGGACCAGUGCACACGGUACUUAACAGACCGUACUCCUGGUGAGAUCUGCAGCCAUUUUGAAGAGUUCUAUCUCAGUGGAGUUAUUGCCAAUUAUCUGAAGGAUGUAUUACGAGAUCCAGCCGCUAAAUCGUGUUUACUCUCCCCCAGUCUGACUGUUACUCCAAUGAGGGUCGAGGUAAACAAAACAGAUUGUCUAGAGUUGGGCUACCUUCCUAAACGGGAUGAUUUUGAGCGUGAGUAUGACAAUACUGCUGAGGAGCUGAUCAGCAAACUCGUGGCUACUCAUAACGAUGAACCAAUUGAGGCAAAGCUGAAGUUCACACAAGUUCAAAUUUACAAUAAGAGGUUGAAGGACAGGGCUAUGAGAAAGAAAAUAGCAAGAGAGUACGGUUUGGUGUGUGACAAACAGAGAACUGUUGUGGUUAAGGGAAAGAAAAUGGAUCAGAAAGAACUACGUUCAAAAUUGCUUCCGUUUGCCAGAUUCAUGACUUGUACUCAGUUUGAUAAAUUAGCAUGUGGGUACACUAAAUCUGAGAAACUGAAGGAUAAAAUAGAAGAGCUACUUGCCUUCAGAAAUCAAGGAGUUGCUAAGAUGAAUGAUAGUCGAGAGUAUGAGGUUAGGAGAAUGCAGCGAGAAAAGAGGAGACAAUGCACCUCUAAAUCAGAAAAAGAAAUCGGAGAAUUUUCUGACUCGAAAAGUUUGUCAAAAAACGAAAAAGACUUGUGUUCGUCUUUGCAGUUAACGCCUCAGAAAUACAUGUCUGCUAAAAUGUGCAUAAUAAGAGAAAAACUACACCGAGAUCUUGGUCUGGCUAGCAGUAGCAAGGCUAGUAGGUUCCCUGACUCUGUUACCAACCUUUCAACAAUAGAAAGAUCGAAAAUAACUGAGUAUUUACGAUCAGCUGGUUUUAUAUCACUAGCUACCUAGCUGGAUCUAAAGCUAGGUAUAAAUUAUUUAUAACCAAUCAAUAUCUUUAUAGUAGUUACGUGAAUUAAGUAAAUGUU